This is a messenger RNA of Lodderomyces elongisporus, 1071 nucleotides long. RefSeq lists its product as uncharacterized. The transcript has a single exon. Gene Ontology annotation, molecular function: nucleotide binding. NCBI's taxonomy places the organism in Eukaryota, Fungi, Ascomycota, Pichiomycetes, Serinales, Debaryomycetaceae. The record is from RefSeq and is a predicted model, not a curated record. Bases 1 to 1071 code for a protein of 356 amino acids.
AUGCAAAAAACACUCAAUUGGGCUAUAUUGGGCGCAGGAAACAUCUCGGCACAGUUUGUUCAUGACUUGGUAUUGAACAACAGUCGUGGUACUGAAUAUUUACACAUUAUACAGGUAAUUGGAUGUUCUAGUGAGUCAAAGGGAAAAGACUUUAUUACUGCCAAUGCCAUAAAGCCUGAAAAUAAUGGUGGUGUAACACCUGUGGUUCAAACAUACGACGAACUUUAUACCAACCCAGAUAUCGAUGUGGUAUACAUUGGAACACCACAUACUUUCCAUAAACAACAAGCUAUAAACUGUUUGCAAGGCGGAAAGCAUGUUCUUUGUGAGAAACCCAUUACUGUAAAUGCAAAAGAUGCCAAGGAGAUCUUCAAAGUUGCUCAAGAGCAUGGCAAGUUUUGCAUGGAGGCCGUGUGGACGAGAUUUUUCCCAGCAAUUAAAGAAUUGAGACACAAAGUAUAUGACGAAAAAGUCAUUGGAGAAAUACACAGGCUUUUUGCCGACUUGAGCUACAAUGUUGAUGUUGAGUCUUUGCCAAUCACAUCAAGAGUGAGGGACAAAAAAUUAGCAGCUGGGUCAUUGUUGGAUAUCGGAAUUUACCCGCUUACAUACAGCAGAAUCUUGCUUGAUGAUAAAGUUGGCGAUGAUCACACCAAGUUUGUCCACAAAAGUUUCCUCACUAUAGACCAGGAAGACAAAGUGGACCAUUUGUGCUCUAUUAUGGUCAAGUACGAGAAUGGAAAGCACGCCAUUUUGACCUCCUCAGAGCUUGUUGAUGGACCAAAAGCAUAUGUUAGACUUGAGGGAACCAAUGGUUGGGUCGAAAUGUAUAGUGACAACCCUGCCAGAGCUAAGCAUUUCAAGAUCUUCAACAAAGAGGGUACUUUGAUCAACGAAUUUCGAGACGAGUCUGGUUAUAAUGGGUUUAUAUACGAAGCCAAUGCUGUAGCUGAUGAUAUUAAUGAAGGAAAGUUGCAAAAUAGUGUUAUGCCGCAUGCCGAAACAUUACUCGUUAUGGGUGUAAUGGAUGAAAUUAGAAACCAAAAUGGAUUGAUAUAUGAGCAAGAUUGA